Phalaenopsis equestris is the source of this 1118-nucleotide messenger RNA. RefSeq names its product probable NADH kinase. Gene Ontology annotation, molecular function: NAD+ kinase activity. Gene Ontology annotation, biological process: NAD+ metabolic process; NADP+ biosynthetic process. The record is from RefSeq and is a predicted model, not a curated record. The transcript has 5 exons. Bases 66 to 1022 code for a protein of 318 amino acids. NCBI's taxonomy places the organism in Eukaryota, Viridiplantae, Streptophyta, Magnoliopsida, Asparagales, Orchidaceae.
AAAAAGAUAUUUGCAAUCAAACCCUUAAAUCCUACAGUUUGCAGCUGAUAGUCCAGCCGACAGCCAUGGCUAGGCGGCGAGUGCUGCUUCUGAUGAAGCCCUUCGACGUCUACCCUCCGAGGCCUAAAGCAAAGGAUUCCUCCUCCUUUCUUCAUCGAACGGUGAACGCACACCAGAUCUUAAAUCAUCUGGACGACCGCUGUAGAGUCCACAACGAAGGUAUUAAAUUUUGCCAGGAUGUGCUUAGACGUAAAAACCUUGAUUGGGAACCUUUAUUCAGAAACAAUAUUUCACAACCAAUUCGUGGGGUGGAUCUCGUGGUCACAGUUGGUGGCGAUGGAACUCUUUUGCAAGCUAGCCACUUAAUUGAUAAUUCCAUUCCGGUUCUUGGAGUCAAUUCAGACCCAACACAACCCGAAGAAGUCGGCCAGUUAUGUGACGAAUUUGAUGCAACUAGAAGCACUGGUUACCUCUGUGCUGCAACCAUGAGAAAUUUUGAGCAGAUUUUAGAAGAAGUUCUUGAAGGGAAGAAUAAGCCCUUUGAACUAGCAAGGAUCUCAACCAAGUUAAAUGAUAAGAUAUUGCCAACAUUUGCUCUGAACGACAUCUUGAUCUCGCAUCCUUGCCCUGCAACCGUGUCGCGAUUCUCAUUUCGGAUCAAAUGUAAUGAUCAAAAGGGCUCGUCUUUGGUUCAUUGCCGAUCGAGCGGCCUCCGAAUAUGCACGGCAGCCGGAUCGACUGCAGCCAUGCUAUCAGCUGGAGGAUUUCCCAUGCCAAUAUCUAGUAAUGAGCUUCAAUUCAUGGUGAGAGAACCCAUUUCACCUAGAGCUGUAGAUGUUCCUUUAAUGCAUAGUGUGCUCAAGUCUGAUCAGUAUAUGCAUAUCUCAUGGUCUGGUAAAGAUGGGACUAUAUAUAUUGAUGGUUCACAUGCAUUCUUUCCAAUCAGACAUGGGGAUACUGUUGAGAUUUCAGUAAAUGCCCCUUUUUUGAAGGUUCAUUUGCCUUAUUGUCUUCCAAGAUAAUUUUAAAUUUAUUUAACUUUAUUUAUGUAUCUGCCUUUAUAUUUCUUUUUCUAGCAUUAUGUUAUGUUUUUAUUUCUGGGACAUUGACAUACCUAC